Messenger RNA from Micropterus dolomieu (smallmouth bass), 4198 nucleotides. It is a transcript of the gene gmps, whose product is annotated as guanine monophosphate synthase. Gene Ontology annotation, molecular function: GMP synthase (glutamine-hydrolyzing) activity; ATP binding; GMP synthase activity. Gene Ontology annotation, biological process: GMP biosynthetic process. The record is from RefSeq and is a predicted model, not a curated record. The transcript is spliced from 16 exons. Bases 201 to 2249 code for a protein of 682 amino acids. NCBI's taxonomy places the organism in Eukaryota, Metazoa, Chordata, Actinopteri, Centrarchiformes, Centrarchidae. Gene Ontology annotation, cellular component: cytosol.
AUUAACAUGUUGCUCAUAGCUGCUAACUAGUCGGACAGGACAUUUCCAUAAUGUUUAGCAUAAAUAAAAUAUUGAGCCACUAAACGUGGAUGCCUUCUUAUGGUCGUUACCCCCCUAACACCGUUUGCCUCCAAGCACCGCGUGGGUUUAGCAUAGCUCCGCUAAGUUAGCCUCUCACAGGACGUGCUGCUAACAGGCUAAUGCUGGAGAUCAACAGUGCAGAGCAGAAUGGGUCAUGUGAGGGGGCAGUGGCGAUCCUGGAUGCUGGAGCCCAGUAUGGCAAGGUGAUUGACAGACGGGUGCGAGAGCUGUGUGUACGCUCUGAAAUCCUCCCUCUAGAGACCCCGGCCUUUGCUCUCAGAGAACAGGGCUACAGGGCAAUCAUCAUUUCAGGAGGUCCAGCCUCUGUGUAUGCAGAAGAUGCCCCCUGGUUUGACCCUGCUAUAUUCACUAUAGGAAAGCCUGUCCUUGGGAUUUGCUAUGGGAUGCAGAUGAUGAAUAAAGUGUUUGGCGGUACAGUACACAAAAAGAGUGUGAGGGAAGAUGGAGUGUUCAGUGUUGGACUGGACAACACUUGUUCUCUCUUCAGAGGCCUUCAGAAGGAGGAACUGGUCCUGCUGACCCACGGAGACAGUGUGGAUAAAGUGGCUGAUGGCUUUAAAGUGGUGGCCCAAUCAGGGAACAUCAUUGCUGGCAUUGCUAAUGAACAGAAGAAGCUGUAUGGGACACAGUUUCACCCUGAAGUCGACUUGACGCAGAGAGGCAUCGAGAUGCUGCGUACCUUCCUGUUCGAGAUUGCUGGAUGCACGAGUAACUUCACCGUACAGAACCGCCAACAGGCCUGCAUCGAAGAGAUAAGAGAAAAAGUAGACAAGUCUAAAGUGCUGGUGCUGCUGAGUGGCGGGGUGGAUUCAACAGUUUGCACAGCUCUCCUCAACAAAGCUCUCAACCAGGACCAGGUGAUCGCGGUUCACAUUGACAACGGCUUCAUGAGGAAGAAAGAGAGUCAGAGUGUGGAGGAAGCCCUCACCAAACUGGGCAUCAAACUGAAAGUGGUGAAUGCAGCUCACACCUUCUAUAACGGAACAACAACCCUCCCCAUCUCUGAGGAGGACAGGACGCCACGAAAACGCAUCAGCAAGACUUUGAAUAUGACUACUAACCCAGAAGAGAAAAGGAAAAUCAUUGGAGAUACAUUUGUCAAAGUGGCAAAUGAAGUGAUAGGAGAAAUGAAUCUGAAGCCGGAAGAGGUUUUCCUGGCUCAGGGUACCUUACGGCCCGAUCUCAUCGAGAGUGCCUCUCAUCUUGCCAGCGGCAAGGCAGAGGUCAUCAAGACGCACCACAACGACACUGAACUCAUCCGCAAACUCAGAGAUGAGGGAAAGGUAAUUGAACCGCUGAAAGAUUUCCAUAAAGAUGAGGUCAGAGCACUGGGGAGAGAGCUGGGCCUGCCAGAAGAGAUCGUCUCCCGACACCCUUUCCCAGGUCCUGGUUUGUCCAUCAGAGUGAUUUGUGCAGAGGAGCCCUACAUCUGUAAGGACUUUGCUGAAACGAACAACAUCCUCAAAAUCAUCACCGACUUCUCUGCAAGUGUCAAAAAGCCCCACGCCUUGCUUCAGAGAGUCAAGUCGUGCAUAUCAGACGAGGAGGAAGAGAAGCUCAUGCAGAUCACCAGCCUUCAUUCACUCAAUGCCUUCCUGCUGCCCAUCAAAACUGUCGGCGUCCAGGGUGAUUGCCGGUCCUACAGUUACGUGUGCGGUGUCACUAGUAAAGAAUCUCCGCACUGGGAGUCGCUCAUGUUCCUGGCCAGACUCAUCCCUCGCAUGUGCCACACCAUCAACAGAGUUGUGUAUGUUUUUGGCUCCCACGUGAAAGAGCCGCCAACAGACAUUACUCCAACCUUCCUGACCACAGGCGUUCUGAGCACGCUCAGACAGGCUGACUUCGUAGCUCACUCUAUCCUCAGAGAGUCUGGCUAUUCCAGUAAGAUCAGCCAGAUGCCUGUCAUCCUGACCCCCCUGCACUUUGACCGUGACCCACUGCAAAAGCAGCCAUCCUGCCGGCGCUCUGUGGUGGUCCGCACCUUCAUCACCAGCGAUUUCAUGACCGGCAUCCCUGCCAUGCCGGGCAACCAUAUCCCAGAGGAGGUGGUGCUAAAGAUGGUAAAUGAGAUCAAGAAGAUCCCGGGCAUCUCCAGAGUCAUGUAUGAUCUGACCUCCAAACCGCCUGGCACCACAGAGUGGGAAUAAGGCGCAACAUGAAGUCAUACCGACAAGACAUGCACUCACACACAAUGCACAAACACGCUCAACAGCCCCCCACCACCAUCACCACCACCACCACCCCCCACCACACACACACACACACACACACACACACACACACACACACACACACUCCUCCCCCUCCUCCCUACUUUACCUCCACCCCUCUCUUAAACAUUCCCAUGGAAGGCAGACCGUACUGUGAUGGGCGCACAUGCAAAGGCGCUACUACUCUGCUCUCCCCACCACUCCUCCCUGGUCUUAAUAUUUUUUUGGCAAUAGGGAUUGUUUAAUGUUGUUUAUUGAUAAUAUAUUGUCCUUUUUUAUCCAUGUACAACAGUGUAUUUCCUCUCUAUGAAGAAAAGGUAAAUUGCUGCUUCCCUUUUGUGAGGUCAACCAUUAAAGACAAGUGGCGAGAAGCUGUGAAAGUUCAGAAAGCGGACUUUGCUGUUGUGCCUCAGGUUGCGUUAUGAGUUGAGCUAAACAUUGGAGAAAAAAAGCAAACACUAGUGUCACACAAAGAAAUGACAGCAGUAGAAGAGUUUGAAAAUCUUCAAGUGUUUUCUGCCUUUUUUUGUCAGAUGUUUUUGUCUUACUGUUGUAGGUCAGAAUGUUCUCAACCUAAGACUAUCCUCUAUUUGUUCAUUUUCAACUUCUGCCUGUAUACUGUGCUAUGAAGAAGGUCGUCUGUCAAAAGUAAAACUGAACAGACAACCUAUGUGACCAAUCAAUCAUUUUUAAGCUUUUUGUUUUGCCAAAAGUAGAAUAUGCUGUGGUAUAUAUAACAUUGUGGGCUCCUCUGACGAUCUUGUCCAAGCUACAUUUGUUGAGAGCUCUUGACUUGUUGCAGUACCCAUCUUGGAUGGCAAUCCACCCAAGAUUAGCUUCUGGAUGAAAGCUAGGUGCAGCUGUGCAGGAGGCCAAUAUAUGCUGGGUAACUUUGUAUGUGCCUGUUCUAUUGUUUAUUUUUUGGUGUGGCCCAACCUGGACUCUGAUGUUUCCAGACAGGAGGAUACAACACUGUUUUUCCUCAUGCUACAUUAUGUAUGCUUUUUAUGAAGAAUAAACAUGGCAAGAGGACUAACUAAAAGCAACAUAAGUACAGUAGAGUUUAUAACCACAUUGUGUAACUUGCUGUUGUCAUUUCAUCAUUAUUCGGUUGCUCUUUGUUGUGCAGGGGGCAUAUUUUUGCACAUUUUGUCUUUUACUUCCACCUGUAAAGCCUCUGCAUUAUUUAUCAGCUUAACAGAAACAUCCAGCGGGAACUUCACCGCAAGUGUGUCGCUCUGUACUGUCAAAGGUUGAGAGUACUGUCUGUUGCCAUCUCUAACAUGACUCUGACACUGCGUCUCAGAAAGGCUUCAUUUUUUUUCCUGUUCUGUACUAUUGAAACAUUGAGCACAUCAUAAUCUCUGGUCUUCAGUUUUUUCAUAUAGACCUCAGUGAAUACAGUGCUCAGGUUUAACUGAGUUUUAAAAGUGUAUUGUACCCCGAUAGACAUUUCACCCCGAUGUGGUGGUUUUCAUGCCUCCACAAUUUGUCUUUGUGCCUCUCAUCCUCUGUUAUAUCUUUAAGCUUUAGUGGCAAAAUACUUCUAAUGCAAAAUGAACUUGUCUUAACUGCUAUUAGUGUUUCUCCCUGUGUUCUGCCUUUUACACAAGGGUCUUUUCUGUUACACUCUCCAUAGAAAACAGCUUGAUAAUAACAUAUAUAUAUAUAUAUAGUAUAAUUUUGUAGUUGGAUUUAAUUGCAAUAUCGAUAAGAUUAAGUUAUGCAAUUUAUUGUUGGAUUUUUUUUUUUUUAAAGUUUUAUUCAACAACGCUCAUUCUCCUUAGUAACGUGCCUCAAAACAAGCCACUGCAUGCAGUUUCAACUAUGAUGACAUUUGUACAAUAGAAAACUGAGCUUUAAUAAAGAUCUCCAUGUUAAAACUU